Notolabrus celidotus (New Zealand spotty) is the source of this 1090-nucleotide messenger RNA. Its product is annotated as phospholipid hydroperoxide glutathione peroxidase-like. Gene Ontology annotation, biological process: response to oxidative stress. The transcript has 7 exons. NCBI's taxonomy places the organism in Eukaryota, Metazoa, Chordata, Actinopteri, Labriformes, Labridae. The record is from RefSeq and is a predicted model, not a curated record. Gene Ontology annotation, molecular function: glutathione peroxidase activity.
CGCCGCUCUACCCCGAGUAGGCGGAGUUAAAAGGUCAUGUGACAGCGGUCGUCAUAGUGGCCGACAUGUGGCUGCGCGCACCUUCACUGUUUUUGGGUCUGCUCGGGAGCAGAGGAGUUAUUAGAGGCAUGUGUGCACAGGCGAAUGACUGGCAGAGUGCCAAGUCAAUAUACGAGUUCUCUGCCAAUGAUAUUGAUGGCAAUGAGGUUUCCCUUGAACAAUACAGGGGAUACGUAUGUAUCAUUGUAAAUGUAGCGUCUAAAUGAGGAAAGACCAGGGUAAACUACACUCAGCUAGCGGGAAUGCACACCACCUACGCUGAGAAAGGUUUACGCAUCAUGGGUUUCCCAUGCAACCAGUUUGGAGGACAGGAGCCAGGAACUAAUGCAGCUAUCAAAGAGUUUGCCAAAGGUUUCAACGCUGAGUUUGACCUCUUCAGUAAGAUAGAUGUGAACGGGGACAACGCUCACCCUUUGUGGAAGUGGAUGAAGUCACAGCCUAAAGGCAAAGGGACCCUGGGAAACAACAUCAAAUGGAACUUCACAAAGUUUCUGAUUAACCGGGAAGGACAGGUGGUGAAAAGAUAUGGCCCAACAGAUGAUCCCAGCGCCGUUGAAAAGGAUCUGCCUACAUACCUGUAAUAAUGCUGUCUCACCUAAUGUGUUUGUUUGACUCCUGACUCUUCCCAUGGACUUCAGGGUAUUGGUGUGUGUGGGUCUGGACCAGUGACGGUCUGUCUGUAAACCCUACGCAGGGAAAGGCAGACCUGAUGAUCCUAAGCGUGCAACUUAUCUCCAGAACCAUCACCUCACCAAUCCCAUAAGACCAUGGGAAAAUGCAUUUAGAGUACAGACACUGCACAUUUUACCUAUUGUGAACUUAAAACAGCCAUUCCUGUAAUACAAAUAAAUAGUGCUUUCUUUAUGUUUAAGUUUGUUCAUGUGUCAACGUCAGUUUUCUGCAAAGAUUUCAGAUGCCAUACAUUUAACUGAUUUGUGAGAAGCUACUGAUUACUUUGUUUGAACUUAUUUCUGUAACUCACACCCUAUCAUGUUAUCCAAUAGGAAAAUAAAUGCUGUCUUAAACAUUG